UUAAGCCACAGUUCGAUUAAAACCACCGGCCCGGCCGGCGAUUACUGUUCAUUUUUCCGUGAAAAUCCGGCGUCAGUUUUCAUUGAACGUGUGUAUUGUAUAUGUAUAUUUAAUUUAUUGUCGUUUUUUCCAAUUUUUGAUUCGGUGGUUAAAAUCGCGAAUUAUCGAUUCGGGUGAAAAAUUUGGUUUCUGUUCCUUUUUUGUAGGGGAAUGGAAAGAAACGUGUUAUAAUGGAAAGCUCCUGUGCUUGUGAUAAGGUGUUUUUUGAUAAAAGUGUUUCUCUUUUUUUAUUUUGAUUUUUAGUUGGAAUAUAUAGAUCGAAGGAUAUAUAUAUGUAAAUGUAUAUAUUCAUCUUUGAUAUAGUGAACAUAUAUUGGUGAACAUUGGAUUAUUCCCGGGGAUAUCAAGUGGAGGCAGAGAGAGAGAGAGAGAUGAUGGCGAAUUUGUGUGUUGCUUAAAAAAAGCAAAGCGACACUUGUUAUUUGGAUUUUUGAAAGAAAAGGUGUGUUAUCUACCUCGAAAAGGGGAAAUUUCAAUAUUCUUUUGGAAUCGUUUUAUUUGGAGGGGAAAACACGCAAUUUGGUAAAUAGUAAUUUACCAAAUGACUAUUUGAUAAAUGAAAAGGGAGUAAAAAGAGAGAUAGUUGGAGGAGCAAAUUUUUUGGAGGGAAAAGUCAGGGCUGACUUAAAUAGCCUUUGGUUCGAUGAACUGGAGGAGAGUGGAUCAAAUUGUUUGAAGUACGUGAGAGAGCAACGAGUACAUGUUAUGGGUGGUACGAUGUUCGGACCCUCCCGCCAUUGGCUCUUCCUAAUCCUUGGAUACUUCACUAUAGUGACAACAUUCGCUCAAAAUCCCAUUGAAGAGAAAACAACCUUCGAAGCUGCCUUUCAAGGAAGAUGCGGACAUGGUUCACCCUGUGAACAAUUGUGCUAUGAACUUCACGAUGGAAUGUAUGAAUGUGACUGUCGAGAUGGAUAUAUUCUUCACAAAAAUGGAUACAGCUGCGCUGAGCUGAAUUCAACGUCGCCAUCGACGAGCGAGUUUGAUGAAUUAACGAAUGAUUUCGAUAGCGAUGAGCUGAGCAAUGACAACGAAGAAGAUGAGGAAGACGCUGGCGAGGACGUUCUCUAUAUGCGUGAAUCGUCAUUUACGAUACACCUCGAGCCGGCGGUUGUAAAUUUCACUGAUAAUUUCACGAGCUAUGAGGAAUCGGGUAAUGAAAUUCCUCACGGAGUUCAAUUGCGACCUACAUCGCAGGGUCCGAAUUUGGAACAAAAGUUACCCUCAACGACAGAAAGAGUCUUGAGCACCGAAUCUACUUGUUCUUUGGAAUGUGGACCUGGAGGCAACUGCUACAUUGAGGAACAACGAAAUGACGAGGAGGCGGCGCAGGAGGAGGGAGAGGAGGAAAAUCUUUUUGAAGGAAACGACUUCGCCACGUCGAGACGAAAGCAAGAGUCCUUGAGGCAGAGGUGUCAAUGCCCUCUUGGCAAAGGUGGCGAUCGAUGUCAGCAUGAAACGGAAGUGAGGUCACCACGCUUCACGGGAUCGGGUUGGCUCGCCUUUCCUGCUUUAAGAGCAGCCUACAAGCAUGUUCAGUUGGAGCUCGAGUUUCGACCAGAAGCUUGGGACGGUGUUCUUCUACUGGCCGGUGAACGAGAUGAUCUCCAGGGUGACUUUAUGGCCCUGAUACUUCAUCAUGGCUUCAUCGAGUUCAGGUUCGACUGUGGUAGUGGAGUUGGAAUUGUUAGAAGCUCUGAGCCUGUUAAACUCAAUGAAUGGAACACCCUGAGCAUUUAUAGACAUCGAUGGGAUGCUUGGAUUCAACUCAACCGUGAGAAGAGAGUUCAGGGUAGAUCAAAGGGACUAUUUUCGAGAAUAACAUUCAGAGAACCGCUUUUCGUCGGUGGUCCAGGAAACACAACUGGUCUGGAGAGACUUCCGGUCAGAAAUGGCUUCAGAGGUUGCAUCCGACACCUGGAGGCCAACGAACAUCGUUAUCGUUUCCCACUCGCCCCUCGGGGAGAUGCUGCAAAUGGCUUUGACGUCGAGGAAUGUACGGCGGACAGGUGCAGCAAAGUUCCAUGUUCACAUGGUGGAAAAUGUCUGACUACUGGUGGUGAUACUGCUGUCUGUCUUUGUCCUCUAGGAUAUACUGGCGAUCUUUGCGAAACAAGAGUGGAUUUACAAGUACCGUCCUUCAAUGGAUCCUCGUACUUACGAUAUCCGGGAUUAGCGGAAACUUCGCUUUCCUGGUUGGAAUUGGCUGUCACUCUAAAACCAACAGCACGAAAUGGUGUCAUUCUCUAUAAUGGUCAUCACAGCGAUGCCACUGGCGAUUUUAUUGCACUUUACCUAUCAGGAGGUCAUGUGCAAUUUACUUUCGAUCUAGGAACUGGGCCAGCGACACUGAGGAGCGAGUCACCUGUAAAGCUGGGCGAAUGGGUGGAAGUAAGAGUCUCGAGAACAGGACGUCUCGCAUCCCUGGAGAUUGAGGAGGAACCUGCGCAAGAAAUCCUUGCACCAGGAGCAUUCACCCAAUUGUCGUUGCCCCUGAAUCUCUAUUUAGGCGGCGCUCCAUCCUCGGAAAUUUAUUCUCCAAAAAUGAAAACUAAGUCGAGCUUUGUUGGCUGCAUACAAACUGUUAUUCUAAAUCGUCGUGAAGUUGGCAUUCUCGCUGAAGCUUUGGGUGGAGUGAACGUAGGAAAUUGCGGACAUGCCUGUGAGGCUAGACCUUGCGGUGAUGCUGAAUGUCGUCCUAUGAGAGAAAGAUUCACCUGCAGAUGUCGACCAGGAAUGCCGCAUCCAUGCCCAGCGACAAACGAAUAUAUCGCCUCAAUAACUUCACCGUCAAAAUCAAAUGUUGUAUCCCUUGGGCACAUACAACAGGAUAAAUCUGUACCAAGCUUCACUGGCAUCGAAAGCUAUCUCCAUUAUAAUGACGCUGACACCAUGAAAAGGAUUAUCAGCUACAGAGUGGAUAUAAACAUGAGGUUCAGGACAAGUAGCAGUAAUGGACUUUUACUAUGGAGUGGCCGACAAUCGGAUCCUUUGGAGGACGAGGAUCCAAAUAAUGAUUUUUUGUCACUCGCUCUUGAUCAAGGAUUUCUCACAUUAUCGUACAAUCUUGGAUCGGGUGAAGCUGAAGUUAGAUAUAAUCUCACUCGAUUAGAUGACGAUUUGUGGCAUCGUAUCAGAGCCGUCAGGAAUGAACAAUGGUCGUCCCUUAUUGUCGACAGUGGACCUGGAGUUUCUGUCUCAUCUCCCGGUCAGUUACGACAAUUGAACACCGAUACGGGUCUCUUUAUAGGUGGAGCGCCCGAUAUCGUAAGGACGACAGGCGGAAGAUACACAAAAGGCAUUGUGGGUUGCAUCAGCGAUCUUGUGCUCGAUUCAGAUUUUUCUGUUGCUCUUUCACAGCCGGAAUCUGCAACUAACACUGAAUCCUGCAUCCCUUGAGUAAGUCCUUUUGCUCCAGUCGAUGGAAAUCUCGGGAAAUGGAGCUAGGAUAUAAAUAUAUAAAUAAUAAUAAUAAUAAAAAAGAAAAAUGUCUAGUGGUGGAUCUCCUCGAAACAAGUCGCCAGUGACAAACACAAAAACAAACGGAAAAAGAAAAACCAAAGCGAGAAAAAGGCGAUGUUUCAAGUUUGUACAGAUUCCCUCCUUUAAAAAAAAUCCAAAACGGUGGCCAUCCCCGUCACCAGUGAAUGACAAAAAAAGUGUUGUUACCAAAGGAUGGACUCGAAUCUAGUCAGCGAAAAUGGUUUGUUAAUAUCAUAUUUAUCCCUUUAAUAAUUUUCUUUGAAAAAAACACUUUCCGGGAACAUUUUUCUUUCCUCUUCUCUAGAAUCGAAUUGAGAGAAAAUAGAUUGAUUAAAUCUAUCGAAAUUAAUUUUAGUUAAUUUUAACUGAAAUUAAUUUCCGUUUCGAGUAAAAUUUAUUUUUGUGUUUAUUAAAUUUUGGUUAAAAUCGAAAUUAUUUUCGUUUAGAGUAUAAAUUCAUUUCACUUUCAACUAAAAUUUAUUUUGGUUAGAAUCGAAAUUUAUUUUGGUUA
This is a messenger RNA of Leptopilina heterotoma, 4054 nucleotides long. RefSeq names its product pikachurin. The coding region runs from base 766 to 3459 and encodes 897 amino acids. Lineage: Eukaryota; Metazoa; Arthropoda; Insecta; Hymenoptera; Figitidae. The transcript is spliced from 15 exons. The record is from RefSeq and is a predicted model, not a curated record. Gene Ontology annotation, molecular function: calcium ion binding.